AUGAAACAACCAGUCUCACUUUUCACUUAAAAUACUUUUUCGAGAAGAAUAAAUUAACAAGAUGUUGAUGAAAUUUAAGACAGAUCUGGUUUGGAAAUUUUCAAAAUGGAUGGUUAAAAAAGAUGUAGAAAUAACCUAUCACCAAUCGCUCGAUCAAAUUCAGGUCAUCAUGAAUAAUUGAUUUUUCAAUAUAGUAAUCCUUAAUAACUAAUUACUCCUAAAUAAGAAAACAUUACUGAAAGAUUGUAAACAUUAACUUAAACAGACUAAAUCAAAUAAUAAAAAUCAUUUCGAAAAUUGAUAGUCUAUUUUCAUCAAAAAGACUUUAUAAAAAUACUAUUAGCUCCAUACAAAUUAACAGCAUCUUUUACAUAAAAACAUUUUAAUCUCAUUAACGAUUUAGGAGCUUCCUUUAAAUAUCAGGUUGGUGGAUAUAGUGAAAACUAAAAAAGUUUGAUUUAUUAAUACAUUUCGCUGAUUGAUAUAAGAAUUUAGUUAAGAUUAAAAUUUAGAACAAUAAAAACUAAUUGUAAACAUUUCUUGUAACAUUUUCAUAAUCAAAUUCCAUUAAUAGAACCAAUGAGUAAUCUAAAAUUUUUCUGGGAUUUGAUGUGUUUUGCUAUUAGAAUUUACUUAAUUGUAAUUAUUCCAAUAUUGAUGGCAUUUCAUAAUAAAAAUUUUAUUGAUUAGCAACAAAUACCAUUAAUUUUAUUUUCUAUUGCUUUAAUUUUUGACAUUAUCAUGAGAGCAUUUACUGUGACUUAUGAUUAAGGAUUACCUGUAAGAGACCGAUAUUUAUUAUUUAAAAAAUAACUUAAUUUCUCAACAUUAUUGGAGUUAUUUAGUUUUAUAUAUACAAUAAUAAUAAGUAUAUAGUAAGAAAACAUUAUUGAUAAAAAUAUAAUAGGAGAUGGUUGGCCAAAAUUUAUUUUAGCUUUAUUAUAUAUAUAAGUGGCUAACAUAUUAAAAUUUAUUGAUAUUUCAUAAUAUUCAUUUAAGCUCAGUAGAAUGUCUACAUCAAUAGUAGAGUUGAUUAAAUUAAUAACAUUAAUAGUUUUGGUUUAACAUGUUUUCAGUUGUGUAUGGCUUGUAUUUGGUAUUUAAUGUUAGGACGCAUAUUAAUAAUCUUGGAUGGAUAAAUUUGAACAUCAUCAAUGGUCAUAUUAAUUUCUUUAAUCCUUUUAUUUUAUUUGCGUUACCACAUUUACAGUUGGAUAUGGUGAUUUAACUCCUAAAAGUAAUUAAUUCUUAAUAGUAUAGAUCCCCCUGAAUAAAUUUUUACUAUUGUUUACAUGUUUCUAUGUAUGUUGUUGUUUUCAUACACUGUAAAUACAAUAGGAAGUAUACUAACUUAGAUUAAGGAGAGCAGUGAUAAAAUUAAAACAAAACUAACAGCCAUUAAUUAAUAUAUGCAUAACAAGUAGAUAAGUCCAGCAUUACAAUUUAAGUAAUUAUAUAUUUAAUUUAUUAAAGAGUUAGAGAAUAAUUAUAUUUUUAUUUAAAGCAAGAAGUCAUUCAAUAAGUCAAUGAAUAAUCAGAAAUUAUAUCAAUGCUUCCAGAAGAAUUAUAACAUAGUCUUCGUUUAGAAGCUGCUAAGUCUUUAAUAAAUAAAUGUCCAUUUUUUAGUGAAAAUUUUUCAGAUGAUAUAUUGAAUUAGCUAUUAGAAGAAGUGAAUUUUUAAAUCUUCUAGCCAGGAGCUACAAUUUAAUCAAAAGAUGAAUUUUUUAUUCAUAUAAUUGAAUAAGGAUAAGUUGAAGUAUUAUAUAAGAAAGUAUUAAAUUUUACAUAAUUAUCUUUAGAAAAUUAUACAAACACUUGAGAGGUUUGAUUAUUUUGGACUUGAAGAAUUUGUAACUUAAUAAUACAAUCCUAAUUUUAUUUUUAAAAGUAAUGCUUUUACUAGUGUACUUUCUAUUCCAUAUUCUUAUUUUCAUAAAAUUCUAUCUUAGAAUGAUCUUGAAAACUAAAAAUAUCAUAAUCUAUUAACUACUUAAUCUUGGAUUUCUAAUUUUUGUUUUAUUUGUAAAGCCAAAAGACAUUCAACAUAAUCAUGUUCUUUGGUUCAUUUUAUUCCAAACAGAGAAGUUGUUUUAAAAAGAUACCUUUAUAGAAAAAAAUAAAAAAAAAGAAUAAAGUAAGAGAGAAGAAUCAGAUAAUUAUCAAUUAAUGAGAUGGAUAUUAUCAAUGGAUAAAAUUAAAUUAAAAAAAUUCAAUUUUAAAAUACAUAUUUAAAUUAAAAAAUGAUAGAAUCAACAGUGCAUAAAUUUUAAUCUGAUAAUUAAAUAGCUUUAGAAACCCUUUUUCCAACAAUAGAAUAACCUAUAAGUUAAGAUAGUUAAACAGAAUCUGAAAAUGAAGACCCUGAAGAAAUUAAAGAUUAGAGUUUUUCAUAAUAAAAUUUGAACUCAGGAAGAGUUAGUAAAUAAAUUCCUUGUAUUUCUUCUAAAAAUUUACUUUAAUAUUAAAUUUUAGAUAAGAUUAAAAAUUAAAGACUAAAUCGGUUAGUUCAACCUUUAUAACCAUAGCUUUUAAUGUCACAAUAUGGUUAAAUGAAUACAAAUCAAAAUGUAAAUACAAAGUAGUAACUUAAAAAGUUAUUAUUUACAAAACAAGGCUAAAUUGAAUAUGAAGAAUAAAUAACUUAAAUUUAAGAAUUAAACUUUUUUAAUGAACUCAGAUAGAAAAUGAAUAAUUUACUUCUAUUCCCAAAAAAAGAGUAAGAAUAAAUAGAAUUCUGGUAUAAGAAAAUUUAAAAUCUUAAAGAAGAUUUGCCAGAUAUGUAAGAAUUUGAAAUAUUGAAAAAUUAUGAAGUUUUUAAUAGGUAAUGGAAUGCUGACUUGGUUGUAAAGAAAUUAGUUUAAAAAUAAAAAAAAUUCAGGGGAUUUAAAAAGCUUAAGAGAUUCUUACUUUUUCCCUUUCUUUAUGUAAAUAAAUAUUUGGAUAAAAGGGAUUUAAGUGAUCCAAAUAAACCUGUAGAAAAACCUAAAAAAAAAAGUAAAAUAAUAAUAUAAAAUUAGGACCUGCUAGACCUAAGGUAAUUAAAAAAUCAAGGGUAAGUCCUACAACAUGA
Paramecium sonneborni is the source of this 3070-nucleotide messenger RNA. The record is from the annotation of a GenBank genome assembly. NCBI's taxonomy places the organism in Eukaryota, Ciliophora, Oligohymenophorea, Peniculida, Parameciidae.